AUGAACAACACCACCACAAAGAAACAGUAUGAGGCAAUCUGCACCAACUUCCUCCAUUCAAUCAACUACCAACUCCCGGAACAUACCACAGACUUUAGUUUCUACGAAACCGUCACCCACCUGAUCCUCGAACACGGCAUCGAGCCACACAAAGCAGCCAAAAUCGCCAGAACCGGCACCGCGGUAGCGGAAUAUUUCUAUCCUCUUCAUCCCCGCGGUACCAAGCUCGAGAUCGCGACUUUCACCGCACUUUUCUUCGUCACUGAAGAUUUGACUGAAUUGUGUCUCGAUGGAUUGAAGAACUUUUGCCAGAACAUCGUCCUGGGCAAUCCGCAACCCCAGGCCCUGCAGUCUUGGUUGGAUUGUAACCGUCGCUUGGAUGCUCUUUAUCCCCAGUUUAGCGUGGAUCGAAUCACGCAGGGAAUGAUGAAUUAUAUUAGUUCUGCGACUGUCGAACGGCUAAUCUGGAGGACUUUUUUUGUCAAAAGGCUCAUCGAGGAGCAGGAAGGAAUGGUGAAAGAGGAGUGA
Aspergillus melleus is the source of this 528-nucleotide messenger RNA. RefSeq lists its product as uncharacterized. The coding region runs from base 1 to 528 and encodes 175 amino acids. The record is from RefSeq and is a predicted model, not a curated record. Lineage: Eukaryota; Fungi; Ascomycota; Eurotiomycetes; Eurotiales; Aspergillaceae. The transcript has a single exon.